CUGCUGGAGUUUGUACGUCAUACUCUCUCAAACAGUAGCCGACCAUUUGCAUUUUGAACAGCUUCAGGUCGAAGCUUACAGGGUUGUGGAAAAAAAUACAAACAUCUCUUGCGGUUGGACCCCUUCCAUAAAAGAAGCUUGUUCAGGGCAAACCGGGAACAUUAUACAAGCAUUACAAUUUUUUGGGGUUUGCGACCCGAUGGAACCGCUUUUUGUUUUCGAAAGUGAAUCCAAAUAUAAAAUUGCAACUGUGUGCAAGCGAGCUUCGUGCGCUGCAGUUUUUGAGUUGGCCUGCGUUGUCAGACGCUACGCAACAGAUCCAUGGAUGGUGCAACCAGGAAAAAAAAUGCAACAAAGCCCUAUACCCGAUGAUACCCGGUUGAUCUGGUAAAAAAUCGGCGACAACCGUGAGUCAAAGCACCAAGGCUAGGAGACCAGAGGGUGGCAAGCCAAGGCAAGUCAAGGCAAGCCAAGCCACUGUUUCUUUGUUAAUGCCAUGGUUCAAACUUGUGGCCAUAAUACUGGUGAGGGGAAAAUAGCUCUUAGGACCGGAGCGAGGAUCAUUGAUUAUAGCCAACACCUAUAAUCAAAUACGACGUCUGUCAUUGAAUUCAUCUACCAAUCACAGACCACACUAAAGUCAAGAAAAUAAAGUUCAGCUCGGUUAAUAUAGCAACCCC
This is a messenger RNA of Radiomyces spectabilis, 680 nucleotides long. RefSeq lists its product as uncharacterized. The transcript has 2 exons. The record is from RefSeq and is a predicted model, not a curated record. Lineage: Eukaryota; Fungi; Mucoromycota; Mucoromycetes; Mucorales; Radiomycetaceae. Bases 200 to 391 code for a protein of 63 amino acids.